Molecule: messenger RNA, 396 nt
Organism: Histoplasma capsulatum G186AR
Lineage: Eukaryota; Fungi; Ascomycota; Eurotiomycetes; Onygenales; Ajellomycetaceae
Exons: 2
Coding region: 1-396 (131 amino acids)
Source: RefSeq, a predicted model, not a curated record
AUGGGCACUUGGACUUCAUCAUGUAUUUCCCACUCGGCACUGUCUUCUUUUGCCUCCCGCCGUGUUCGUGUGGCGUCUGAAGCUCUGAGACCAACCUCCGCAACCCAUCCCCAUCCCCAUCCUGCUCGCCGAACACAGCUCCAGACACUCUGCCAGUUUCUCCCCAGUUCAAGCUCAUUUUUCGUCCGUCUCCCAGUGGGCAAGUUGGCCCCCUCGUCGCGACGCAUUACUGCUAGCUGGCGGCGGCGGUUACUCACUUGGCGAACCCAAGCAAGCUUGUAUGCCUCCUGCAGCCUCUGUACGAGCAAUCUGAAUCCACGGUCCUCCGGCAAACCAACUCUCAGCGUACAAUCCACACGGACUUUCUCAGCGUACAACGCCGCUCAGGGUCUCUGA